UUUGAGUAUUUGUCUAUGUGAUGAGAUCAGUGUCAGAUGGCAUAACCGGUUUUGGAAAAUUCUAACGAAACGCGCUAUCCUUUUUUGUCAUUUUGCGUGCUGCCUUCUCUAAAACUGCGGGAGUCCUGUUUUAUUGGCGGCGUGAACCUCGGAAUCAGAUCAAAGCAAUGGCAGCGAAGCAAGUAGAGGGCUUGAGCUUGGAGCAGAGGCACGGCAAGGACCGUGUCCGGGUCGCCAGGGUCUGGCGGAACACACCCGACGGACGACAUGUCGUCGUCGAAUGGAGCGUCAGCAUCAGCCUCCUCUCUGACUGCCUCGCCGCUUAUACCCGCGACGACAACUCCGAUAUCGUCGCCACCGACACCAUGAAGAACACCGUGUAUGCUAAGGCGAAGGAGUGUGUGGAGCAAGUUUCGGUGGAGGAUUUCGCAAUUCUACUUGCGAAACACUUCACAUCUCUUUACCAGCAGGUCACGUGUGCCAUUGUUAACAUUGUGGAGAAGCCAUGGGAGCGUGUAUCUGUAAAUGGUGAACCUCAUGAACAUGGUUUCAAAUUGGGAUCGGAGAGGCACACAACAGAAGUAAUUUUGGAGAAGUCUGGUGCAUUAAGGGUGACAUCUGGUAUUGAAAGACUAGCUGUAUUGAAGACAACAAAGUCCGGUUUUGAGGGGUUCAUUAGGGACAAAUACACAGCUCUUCCUGACACACGAGAGAGGAUUCUGGCUACAGAAAUCACUGCAUCAUGGAGGUAUCCAUAUGAAUCUGUUAUUAGCAUCCCUCAAAAGCCACUAUACUUCACGGAAAAAUACUUGAAUGUGAAAAAAGUUCUGAUCGACACUUUCUAUGGUCCUCCGAAAGAAGGAAAAUACAGCCCAUCUGUGCAAAGCACUCUCUAUGAUAUGGCAAAGACUGUACUCAAGAGUAUUCCUGACAUAACAGCAGUUCAAUUGAAAAUGCCAAAUCUCCAUUUCUUACCUGUUAACAUCUCAAGCAAGGAUGGUCCUAUUGUGAAGUUUGACGAUGAUGUUUAUCUGCCAACAGAUGAACCACAUGGAUCAAUACAAGCUACCUUAAGCCGUUUAUGGUCAAAGAUGUAGUGGUGAAUCUGUUGUCCGCUUGUCUGUUUGAAGCCGUGAAAUAUCAACUUGAUUGAAUUAACUCUACUCGACUGUCAAUUCUAGCAGUUUGCAUAUUUUUCCUAAUAUCAAAGUAUACCCUGAAGUGAAGAAAUUUCAGUGUAAAUAGAACUAUGAAUGGGGAUAUGAUGAAUAAAGUGUUGAAUAAACUGUUUGUUCCAUACAGGGCCACGACAUAAAUCAUCACUAAUAAUAUAGUAAUUUGU
Molecule: messenger RNA, 1342 nt
Organism: Fragaria vesca subsp. vesca
Lineage: Eukaryota; Viridiplantae; Streptophyta; Magnoliopsida; Rosales; Rosaceae
Product: uricase-2-like
Exons: 8
Coding region: 168-1097 (309 amino acids)
Biological process (GO): purine nucleobase catabolic process; urate catabolic process
Cellular component (GO): peroxisome
Molecular function (GO): urate oxidase activity
Source: RefSeq, a predicted model, not a curated record